AUGACGGUGGUAAGUGAGUUUAGGGAGGAAGAUUGCAAAGAGCUUCUCAGCAUUCAUAUGUUGGGGCAGCGAGGUUUCGAGAAAGGUAGGACGCUGGGGUGUGGCGGCCAGGGGCAUGUAUUCGUGCUCCACAAUCUGGACGGUCACAAGUCAUAUGCAGCCAAGGCAUUUCGAUCAGGGAGCGACGCUGAGAGAGAAGUUGGGAUCAUGGCCAAGCUCCGGGGCUGCCCUGGAGUUGUCUCCUUCAAAGAUUUCAUCAAGGAGAGAGAUGGAGGACAGUGUUUUGGGAGUAUUAUUAUGGAACUAUGUGGAUCUAGUCUUGCUGAUCGCUUGCGCGUUUCCGGGCAGAUGAGCGAAGAAGAAGCAGCUCAGAUUAUCAAGCAGCUGGCAGAGACCCUCAAGGAGAUGCAUUCGAGAGGCAUAGUUCACCGGGAUCUCAAGCCGGGCAACAUCCUUUUCAAGCUAGACGCGCGCGACAAAGUGGUGAUUAGUGACUUUGGUAUUGCCACAGACGACCCUGAGGAGAUGUCGCAGUACUGUGGCACGGCAAAGUACAUGGCACCCGAGGUGGCAGAGAACAAGGAUGGGAGCUUCUACACAGCAGCUAUCGACGUGUGGGGACUUGGAGCGAUUUUAUACGAGAUGCUGGGAAAGGGAGGAUAUCAGCCGAGUGAAGCAUUUGAUCGUGUGCGACAGGGGGCAUCCCCGGUUGGUCCUUUCUCGUUUGUAGCGGAGGAUCUCCUUGAGAAGAUGCUGGCUGUGGAUCCGAAACAAAGGCUGACAGUCGAUCAGGUUCUACAACACCCAUGGAUUGUCAAGCUUUGCAGAAGCAGCAGCAGUAAGAUCUACAGGACGUGGAGGAGGCCCUGUGGUGCGAAAAGGAGUGCUCCUGGCCUCGACAAGGACUUGGUCGUGAAGAAAGUUCGAGCGGCUUAA
Molecule: messenger RNA, 936 nt
Organism: Selaginella moellendorffii
Lineage: Eukaryota; Viridiplantae; Streptophyta; Lycopodiopsida; Selaginellales; Selaginellaceae
Product: calcium-dependent protein kinase 19
Exons: 1
Coding region: 1-936 (311 amino acids)
Biological process (GO): mitotic DNA damage checkpoint signaling; protein phosphorylation
Cellular component (GO): nucleus; cytoplasm
Molecular function (GO): ATP binding; protein serine/threonine kinase activity
Source: RefSeq, a predicted model, not a curated record